Trichogramma pretiosum is the source of this 1089-nucleotide messenger RNA. Its product is annotated as probable anion transporter 6. The record is from RefSeq and is a predicted model, not a curated record. The transcript is spliced from 5 exons. The coding region runs from base 1 to 1089 and encodes 362 amino acids. Lineage: Eukaryota; Metazoa; Arthropoda; Insecta; Hymenoptera; Trichogrammatidae.
AUGACUUCUAAUCCACUGGUCUACAAGGAUGCAGAUGCAAAUGGCAGAGCAGCCACUCAGAUCUUCCUGAUAUUUUUUGCAGUAUUGAUAUUCUAUCAAUCGCACUACAUACAUACUGAAUCCCUCACACUGAUUAAAAUGCUAUUAUUCGAUUUAACUUUGCCGUUCUUUGCAAGCACUUUGAGCUACGUUUUAAUGAUUGUACCUGCUGCUAUCUUAGCCACUAAUUGGAACGCAAAAAAACUUUUAUGUCUGAGCAUUGUCGGUAUCGGUCUGUUGCACAUGAUUCGAGCGGUUUUUAAAUUUGGUAUCGAUACAGAUCCCGAGUCCGCUUUAACUUCGUUGGUUUUAUCCGCGAAACAGUUCAUCGUACUUUUUACCCUUGGUAUUGCCCUUAUUUCAAGUAUCAAUAUUUUUGGCUCAGUUGACGUACGAACACACUUCAUUUUUGGAUUAUUCGCCGUGAUGUGGAGUAUUGUGUACGAUUUUGCGGGAUCAAACUGCGACCUGGAAUUCGUAAACGAAGCUCCGUCGUUCAAGCCAAAAAUACCAUGGAGCUCGAUGCUGUCAUCUUUUGCUGUCUGGACAUUGAUUAUGUCUCUCACGACUUCCUUUGCUUUGCAUGAAAUGAUCUUUUCAGACGAAUAUGGAUAUCCAUUUGAAUUACCAGACGCACGGCGUUUAAUGAAGAGCAUGUUGUUGAAGUUCUUAGUCUUAGUUCUGGGUAGUAUUGGGUCGGGCUGUCUGUCGGACGCACUUGUGGCACAAAAAUAUUUAACAAGACUCAGAGCACAAAAGAUCUUCAAUUUCCUUGCCACUUGUGUACCAAUGGCAGCAUUAUCAAUUUUUUAUUCAGUCCAGUUUCCGUUUAUCUCAGAGAAAAUUUAUGUAGAUAGGGAUGAAUUUAUUUAUCUUGUUUUUAUAGGAUUAAUAAGCUUUCAAAGCAGUGGUUUUGUAUUCAACCAUAUGGACUUGAGCCCCUAUUAUGCGGGUAUCCUCAUUGCUAUUACAGAAGCUGCGAAUCAAAUUUUCAAAAGCUUGUUGCUCAUAUUCUUUCUCUACUACGUAAGUAUACACAAAUUUUGUUAA